This is a messenger RNA of Sodiomyces alkalinus F11, 2874 nucleotides long. RefSeq lists its product as hypothetical. Lineage: Eukaryota; Fungi; Ascomycota; Sordariomycetes; Glomerellales; Plectosphaerellaceae. The transcript is spliced from 2 exons. Bases 1 to 2874 code for a protein of 957 amino acids. The record is from RefSeq and is a predicted model, not a curated record.
AUGACAGCUGCUGGCACCAUGUCGCAACCACCUGCCGUUCCUCCUAGGCCGUCUGGGAGUCAAGACCGAGCCAAUGCGACCGACUCGAUUCCCAAGAUGCCUCCCCGUCUCUCCAAGCGCUUCGACCGCUCCGUGUCUCCCAAUUACGACCGAUUCGCUCCCUCACCUCUCAAUGAGACCCUUCUGGCUCCCAAGAGUCCCAGAGCCACCCGCCUGGGCGUCAACAACCUUGCCGAUCAAAACUCGGAUGAGCCUAUCAAGCGCCCUGGAAGCGUUACCAUGCCGUCCCUCGGCGAGGAGGGCGCCGAGUACGCCGCCGUGCAGGACGAGCUAAUCGCCCCGUCGUCUCCUCCUCCCGACUCCGCCAGUGUCUCAUCGCCGGAACAAACUCGAACUAUUGCGCAAGACCUCCAUCUACAUGCGCCGAAGCCAUCGUUCCCUGCCCAGACAGCCAAGAAGCGCGUGCAGGCCGUUACCCGAACCGAUUCGGACAAAGCUGCCUCGUUCGGCAUUGGUCGACCUAGUAGCGAGGAGCUUCCUGCCAUUCGCGGUUCUUUCAAGAAGAAGAGGUCGACCAUGAGCCAAACAUCUGAGCCGGAGAGCGUUUUCGACGAUGAGGAGCAGGGCAUUCCCGAGAUUGGCCAGCGGGUGCCUAUGAAUCCCGACCUCGGUGAUGUCCAGGCACCGUCUCCUGCUCCCCACUCCAGUAGCACCGACGGCGUCAGAUCUCAUACACCUCGGGCCCACACUCGGAAGCAUAGCGCCCGAGGAUUCUCUAGCCUACCUCCUGGGAGCUAUGGGCUUCACGGUCACGGGGCCCCUGAACCUACUGAUAAACUUCAGAAGGCGUGGUAUGAAAAGAACCCCGCGUCUUUCAAGAAGGAGUCGGCCCGUUCUCUUCAUGAUCGCCAGACGGACUACGCAUUGAGCAGCACCGACUUGAACAAACUUGUUCGGGAAACUAGAGAUUUCGCUUUGGGUACAUCUGCGGCUUUCACCGGAACGCCCACUGAAGAGGUCGGCUAUCAGGCCUCGGACGAGUACACGCAGCGAAUCGCGUCCCGUCCAGGCUCUAGUCAGCCGAAGUCCCCUGAGCUGCGUCGCAUCGAGUCCCCACGUCGAGAUUCUCCGGCCUCGGUCCCUGAAUCCCCGAACCAGCAAGACGAUUCGGAAGACGUCAUACACGUGGACGCGUCCCAGGACCAUACUGCAUACUACUCGAAACAUGCAGGCGACGACAACGUGGCAGAUCCCGAGGACACCUACAAUGCCCCCAUCCUAGCCCCUGACGAGGUUGCUAAGGACCCCGGCCACUACAACUGGCAGCCUGCCGUGCCACCGGAACGACGUCCCAGCGCUUUCGAUGAAGAGGACGCCGUCCGAACCCCUAGCCGACCUAUUAGUCUGCACCGUGGUUCUUCGCAACUGGAGCUGAAUUCGACCCCACUAGAAGAUGUCGAGGAGUACGAGCCACUGUUUCCCGAAGAUGAGGAAGUCAAGAAGAAGGAGGAUGCAGCCAAUACGUGGAAGCCGCGCCAUAAGUUCCCGAGCAAGGAUGUCUGGGAGGAUGCUCCCGAAAGUGUCAAUGCUACGGCUGUGGUUUCAACUCCCGAGCUUCUCGAGGAAGCCCCCAAGCCUAAAAUCAAAAUCGGGGAGGACCGUGCCGAAACCCCGGCCCAGGCCUUCGCCAGGCGGCAAGAAGCUCUUGCAGAAAAAGAGUCGCGCGAGUCGGAGAAUUUCCUCCGUAGGACUUCGGCACCUAUCCACCACGAUCCCAUCCAGCGACUCAAGGCGCAAGCAACGCGCCCUAGUGCACCGAAUCGCUUCCCGAGUCGUGACAUCUGGGAGGACGCUCCAGAAAGCAGCUUGUAUCAAACCACAGUAAACACACCCGAGGAAGCCUCUCAGGAGACAGAAGAGGCUCGGGAGGCUCAAGAGACACAAGAGACCGACGCCCCCGCAAAACCCCAGAUUCCAGCCCGCCCCCAGAGGCGGCCCACUCCCGGCGAGAAACCGGCCUUACCCGAGCGGCCCCGGCCUAGACAAACGCCAAGCGAUGAGAGGGUUAAGCCGUCAGUAACCGAUAAACCGAAGCCUCAGAUCCCGGCCCGGCCGACCAGAACACUGCCGUCCGGCGUCGACUCUAAGGAGCAAGAUUCGCUCCCUAAACCCAAGCCGGCGAUUCCUGCCCGACCUGUUGGAAGCAAGAUCCAGGCCCUCCAAGCCGGCUUUAUGUCGGAUCUGAACAAGCGGCUGCAGCUGGGUCCGCAACUGCCGACUAAGAAGGAUGAGCCCCCCGCGGCCGAUAUGAUCGAGGAGAAGGAGAAGGCCCCUCUUGUCGACGCUAGGAAAGGUCGUGCUCGAGGGCCUCAGCGUAGGCUGCCUGCUUCCAAGAGUCCGGCCCCCGCAGCAACUGCAGCUCCCGCGGCACUUACGCUCAGUCUCUCCGCGAUUCAGACGUCUUGGAGUAUCGGCGACGACGGCACUCUGGAGGUCGACACCACAAGCGAUAGUACUGAGGCGAAGGAAGCAUCCCCAGAGAAAGAGAUGGCACCGGAGGUCGUGCCCGAAGCAGAACCUGCGCCCGAGCCCGAGGUACCCGAACCCAAGGCAGCGGAAGCGAUCAGCCCAGAGGCCCCGACAGAGGGUUCCGAAAUACAGCCGCCGACGGCACCGGACGAGCAGCCCGAGGAGGCGGACGACUCUAAGCCCGAGGAGGUCGAGGUCGAGGCCGAGGCCGAGAAGCCUCAAGAGGAUCUGAAGACACUGGCCAGUAACAUGGCCGGCGAAUCUAUCGUAGAGGUCAAGACCCAGGAGGCGCAGGACGAUGUCAAACCUGUAGCUGUCAAGGAAACAGGCGGGGAAGCGGAGUAA